This is a messenger RNA of Knipowitschia caucasica, 3213 nucleotides long. NCBI's taxonomy places the organism in Eukaryota, Metazoa, Chordata, Actinopteri, Gobiiformes, Gobiidae. The record is from the annotation of a GenBank genome assembly.
AUGAAUGUGCUGUAUCAUUUCCGGCUGCUGCCCACCUGUGACUGCUCCCCUCAUGUUUCCACGCAGAUGUAUGGGCGCUACACACAGGACCUGGGUGUGUACGCCAAAGAGGAGGCCGCACGGCUCCGGGACGAUGGAGGCGGCCUGCGGAGGACCACCAGCGUCAGGAGCCGAGCCGUGGACCUGCUGCAGUACGAGAAGGACCCUUGCGCCAAGUGCCAAAUGUGUGCGUCUCGAUGCCAAAAGUUCCUCCUUUCGAAAGUGGGGGAAGACUGGAUCUUUCUCAUUUUGUUGGGACUGCUGAUGGCCCUGGUGAGCUGGGUCAUGGAUUAUGCCAUAGCUUUCUGCCAAGAAGCACAGAAGUGGAUGCACGUUGGGCUGGGCAGCAACCUGCUGCUACAGUACAUCGCCUGGGUCACGUACCCCGUAGUGCUCAUCACUUUCUCGGCAGGAUUCACUCAGAUCCUCGCUCCUCAAGCCGUCGGAUCAGGCAUCCCCGAAAUGAAGACCAUUUUACGAGGGGUGGUGUUGAAGGAAUACCUCACUUUUAAAACAUUUGUGGCCAAAGUGAUCGGUCUGACCUGCGCUCUGGGCAGCGGGAUGCCUCUGGGGAAAGAGGGCCCUUUCGUGCACGUGGCCAGUUUGUGUGCCGCUCUCCUCAGUAAAUUCAUGGCCGCCGUGUUUGGAGGUAUUUAUAUGGACACAGUGUCACUCAUGCGGGACCACCCCACGGCCCCCCUCCUCAGCUUUGAAGAGCCCUGUGAGGGGAGCAAGUUUACUGACAAGAACGAGCUGCGGAACACGGAGAUGCUGUCAGCCGCCUGCGCCGUGGGGGUGGGCUGCUGCUUCGCCGCCCCCAUCGGAGGGGUGUUGUUCAGCAUUGAAGUGACGUCCACGUUCUUCGCAGUGAGGAACUAUUGGAGGGGCUUUUUCGCCGCCACCUUCAGCGCUUUCAUCUUCAGAGUGUUGGCCGUGUGGAACCAGGAGGAAGAGACCAUCACUGCGCUGUUCAAAACUCGCUUUCGUCUGGAUUUUCCGUUUGAUCUGCAGGAGCUUCCGGCAUUCGCCAUUCUGGGGAUCGCCUGUGGAUUUGCAGGUGCUCUGUUUGUCUACCUGAACAGACACAUAGUGGAGUGCAUGAGGAAGCAGAAGACUAUCAACAAGUUCUUAUUGAGAAAUCCCUCUCUUCCUGUCAGGCGUCUGCUGUAUCCGGCUAUGGUCACUCUGCUGGUGUCCACUCUGACGUUCCCCCCGGGUUUUGGACAGUUCAUGGCUGGGCAGCUGACGCAGCACGAGUCGCUGGUGGCUCUGUUUGACAACCGGACGUGGUGCCGACACGGCGUAGCAGAGGAAUUUGAAUACAACAGCCACCAUCACGGCUGGAAACACCCGCGAGUCAACGUCUUCAUCACACUCAUCCUCUUCAUCGUCAUGAAAUUUUGGAUGUCUGCCGUAGCCACCACCAUGCCGGUUCCAUGCGGGGCCUUCAUGCCAGUUUUUCUAAUAGGUGCAGCGUUUGGUCGACUUGUUGGAGAAAUAAUGGCAGCAGCGUUUCCUGAUGGAAUCCACGCCGACAACACGGUGUACCCUAUAGUUCCCGGGGGAUAUGCAGUUGUUGGUGCGGCGGCCUUGUCAGGAGCAGUCACGCACACUGUCUCCACCGCGGUCAUCGUGUUUGAGCUCACUGGCCAGAUCUCGCACAUCCUGCCGGUCAUGAUCGCUGUCAUUCUGGCCAACGCCGUGGCUCAAUCUCUGCAGCCUUCACUCUACGACUCUAUCAUCCGCAUCAAGAAACUCCCCUAUCUCCCCGAGCUGGGAAUGGGACACCACGAGAAAUACAACAUCCGAGUGGAGGACAUCAUGGUCAGAGAUUUGCGCUACGUCACUCUGAGCUCCACCUAUCGAGACUUGCAGGAGAUGCUGCAGACUGGACAGCUGAAGACACUGGCCUUGGUCGAGUCUAGAGAGUCCAUGAUCCUCCUGGGCUCCAUUGAGCGCCUGCAGCUCCAGUCUCUGCUCACGCUGCAGGUGGGCCGACUGCGGAGGCUCGAGUUCCUCCGUCAGAUGGCCCAGGACAACGGCACCCACGACCAUGCCCUCAGCCUGACCUCGGAGAGCAGCGCCAGCUCCCCCUGCGGCCACGUCGUCAACGCUACUCCUCGCACCAACGCUCGCCAAACGGUUCGCUUUUUGAUUUCUACAGAGGAGACUUCCACCUUCAGCCCGGCAGUAUCCAACUUGCAAAUUCCUCUCAAAUCAGCGCUGAAAACGGUGUCUGCCAUCAGCGAAACAGAGACGCCAAACAGCUCUCAGACGCUGUCGUGCACGGACCAGGACAAGGAGCUGCUGGAGAGCCCUGGGCCGGCUCCUCCGGAACACAGAAAGUCCCGGCUCAAGUGCGCCAGGAACUCCGUGGCGGAGGUGGAGUUGGAAGACCACAUGAGCCCCACAGAGAUUUCUGUGUGGGAGGAGGAACAGCUUGACCAAGCAAUAGAUUUCAAGAACUGCAAGAUUGACCCCGCUCCGUUCCAAUUGGUUGAACAAACCUCACUACAUAAGCUGCGUAAAGCCAUUGAGGGCUCGGUGACAGUGACUGGGGUCAAAGUGCGGCCCCCUUUGGCAAGUUUCCGGAACAGUGGCAACACCACGAGUGUUUCCGAGGUAACGGAACUACACAAACUGUGUAUGCGACACCGAGGCCUCUCGUUACCACGGGAACCUAGCCGCUUAAAAAUGGAGGAUGAUGACGACAUUUCAUUUCGGGAGAAUCCUGGAAAGUUUUCAGACCAAUGCACUUUACAAUUUACCACAUGCCAAACUGUGGACAUUCUAGAAGAGCUGGUGCUUCAAGACAGCCCCUCGUUUACUGAGGACCAAUCAGAAAUCACCUUUGAUUGUAGCCCCUCCCACACAGAGGAGUCAGAACUGCCCUGUGACUUUGACCCAACCAGUCAGACCCCAGAACCUGAGGAGACUAAUCCGGAACCGGAUCCAGACCCUGAGCAGUCGGACCCCGAGGAAGAGGAGCCUCCUGCCUCGCCUCCUGCCUCGCCCACAGUAACGGCCACGGUGAUGGUCACAGUAAUACCCGCAGUUACACCCGCAGUAACGCCCGCAGUAAUGCUCGCAGUAACACCUGCAGUAACGCCCGCAGUAAUGCUCGCAGUAACGCCCGCAGUAACGGCCACAGUAGCGGGCGAUGUGAAUGAAUAG